Messenger RNA from Cottoperca gobio, 1864 nucleotides. RefSeq lists its product as uncharacterized. The coding region runs from base 52 to 480 and encodes 142 amino acids. The record is from RefSeq and is a predicted model, not a curated record. The transcript has 2 exons. NCBI's taxonomy places the organism in Eukaryota, Metazoa, Chordata, Actinopteri, Perciformes, Bovichtidae.
UCUUUAACACGUGGGUUGCCGCUGAAACAGAGACAGCGGAGCAGCUGCUGGAUGUGUUUGAGGGAAAUGGAGGCUGUUUUCUUGAGGUUUGAUUCUUUUGACUUCGAGGCUGAUCGGAGGUUUCAGGACGGACUGAAGGAUUUAAAGAAAAGUAAAAACAGCAGCGAGGAGAAGCUGCACGAGCUGAAACUCUUCUUCUAUAACAGGUUCGUGGAGCCCAUCGACCGGCACAGCUACACACACUGGAGCUGUGCGUCUCCUCGUGGGACUGCGCGGGACUGUGACACCACAGACACCAGGACAGAACCCUCCGCGGACACGCAGCAGAAGCAGCUCUCCUUUGCAGAGGUGAUGAGGCUGGUGCAGGACGGACAGGAAGUGCCCGGAGGCGCAAAGCUGGAGGUGAAACCCACCAAUCAGAAUCCCACUGAGUCUCAGAUGGAGAGGAGACUGAAGCCCUGGGAAACAUGUGGCAGUUAGAAACCUGCUUCCAUCACGUUCAUGAUUGGAACAGCUGUCUUCACUUGCUUCUUGCUUCUUCUUUGAGUAUUUCCAUUAACGUGAUGCACUAUAAAUCAUGAAUGUGUCUGCACCACAUCAUGUCACUCAGAGACUCAGCAUGACCACACAGAGGAUAAACAACUAUCAAGUCUGUUGUGCAGUAUUCUAGUAACUCUGCCUGGAAUCAGUUCAACAAGAGCUUCUGAUCAGCUGUUUGUUUGUGUUCUUCUUGUUUCUUCUGAAGCUGCAGAGAAAAUAUCGCUUGUUGCCACUAAAUGACCUCUUGUGGGGGAAUAACGAAGCGUUCGGUUGUCACAUGAACAAUAACUUGAAAUAUAAGAAGCAGGUUUCGCAGCUCAGCUUUUAUUUCCAUCUGUAACUUAAUUUCCUAAUGCUCUAAAGUAGUAAACUACAUGAACAUGAAGCUUUUCUUUUGAAAAGUCUGCAGGACGUUAAUCCUGAAUGAGUUUAAUAAAUCAAAACAAUAAAACAAGACAAAUGUCAGAACAUCAAACAGGAUUAAAACAGAAAAACAAGUCGGCCCAUAAAAAGUAUAAAAUCCCACGUGCACUUUUAUUCGUUGUUUCCUACAUCACACUAAUAUUUCUCUACAUUUCAUAAAAACAAUCAACACUCAGCAAAACAACUACGAGAACAUUCACAUUUAGCUGCUGCCAGUUAAAGGCAGAGGUGAAAAAACAACCGAGUUAGCACCGUUAGCUUAGCACCGAUAGCUCGUUAGCUUAGCACCGUUAGCUCAGCGCCGUUAGCUCGUUAGCUCAGCACCGUUAGCUUAGCACCGUUAGCUCGUUAGCUUAGCACCGUUAGCUCGUUAGCUCAGCACCGUCAGGACUCAAACGUCCCAACAAACACGGAGGUCAAAGUGUCGACAGUUCUCUCACUGAAGGAAGCACCAAAACCUUUCACAAUAAAACAUGUGAGCUCCAAACUCAAGAGACACUUGAGCGGUUUACAAUAUAUAAUCAUUAUUACUGCGGCAACAACAGUUUAGGUUUACAGAGUUUGUUUUUAACAUUCAAAUGUCAAAUUUGAAGUCCUUAAAUUGAAUGAAGUGAUUAAUCAGAUUAAGUGAGUCUUUUAUUAUGAAAUGAACUUUCUCUGAAGACGACGAGCCUCCCUUUGUGGCUCAAUAUCUGUUUUCUUUAUUUCUAUUGAUUUCUUUAUCAGUUUCCUCAUCAUAUUUUUAAUGCGUCACAGUAUUUACAGGAUUCAGUAUCUGUGUUCACGGUCUUUAAAUGAAUAUAAAAGCUCUUGAACACGUCUCACUGACGUGACGAAGCUUCAGUUACGUCUCCUCGUGUUUCAGGUCUUACGGAAAUAUUAAAAACAGUAUUUUUGGUUU